This is a messenger RNA of Humulus lupulus (European hop), 1036 nucleotides long. Its product is annotated as probable beta-1,4-xylosyltransferase IRX14H. Lineage: Eukaryota; Viridiplantae; Streptophyta; Magnoliopsida; Rosales; Cannabaceae. The record is from RefSeq and is a predicted model, not a curated record. Gene Ontology annotation, molecular function: xylosyltransferase activity; galactosylgalactosylxylosylprotein 3-beta-glucuronosyltransferase activity. The coding region runs from base 507 to 965 and encodes 152 amino acids. The transcript has 2 exons. Gene Ontology annotation, biological process: plant-type secondary cell wall biogenesis; glucuronoxylan biosynthetic process. Gene Ontology annotation, cellular component: Golgi membrane.
ACCAAAUAACCCUUUCCACAACAUUUAAGUAUAACUCUUUUAAAAAAGUGUUAUCCUAAUCCCAUAAAAUUUGGGAGGACUAAAAAAAAUGGCGCACAAAUACAUUAAUUGGCGGCAAAUGAAAUAAUUGUGCCAAAUAUUGUAUUAUUUCACUUGCUAUUCUCAUUUUCUAAAUCUACAUAUCUCAUUCUCUCUCUUAACUCUUUGUCUCCCUCACAUCUAUCUAAACCUAGCAAAAAUCUCCCUACCCAAACCCCAAAUUUUCCCGAACCUCCUCUAAAAAAAUUUCCAAACUUUCCGAGAGGAAAUUCUCCAAAUUUCCCAGAAAUUUCCCCACAACCUCAAACUCCCAGCUCUCCCUACCUCUCACUGAAAUCCCAAAAUUCUAGUCCUCUACUAAUAAUCUUUAUCCUGUGCUGUUUCGGUCUGCUUCUGAGCUCAGUGGUGGUGGUGGUGGUCCCUUUGACUUGCUCCGUCAUUCGAAUCCUUCCGGUGAUGAAUUCCUGAUGAAUAGGACUGUCCUCACUGGUAGUUCUACUAGCCGUGUGGUGGUUGGCCGCCACGAGAUCCGAAUCAGACCUUGGCCGCAUCCGAAUCUGACUGAGGUCAUGAAGGCGUACCAGAUUAUUUACACGGUUCAGAGGGAGCAGAGGCGUCAAUUUGGAGUCAAGAACCCUAGAACCAUCAUUGUGGUGACUCCCACUUAUGUGAGGACAUUCCAGGCCCUUCACAUGACCGGUCUGAUGCACUCGCUGAUGCUGGUGCCGUACGAAGUCGUUUGGAUCGUGGUGGAGGCUGGUGGAGCUAGCAAUGAGACCGGUUCGAUCCUCGCCAAGUCGGGACUUUGGACCAUUCACGUUGGAUUCGAGCAGCGAAUGCCGAAUUCUUGGGAGGGUCAUCAUCGAUUGGAGGCUCGGAUGAGGCUUCGUGCAUUGAGGAAAAUGGGUAUUCUCGAGACAUUCUGACUACGGUGCACAGAAGUAGAGCUGACUGUCCACGGCCUGAGGUUUAAAGUUGUUGAACCUUUGUGCAAUCU